This is a messenger RNA of Diaporthe amygdali, 5034 nucleotides long. RefSeq lists its product as uncharacterized. The transcript is spliced from 5 exons. The record is from RefSeq and is a predicted model, not a curated record. Gene Ontology annotation, biological process: regulation of transcription by RNA polymerase II; nucleosome organization. Gene Ontology annotation, molecular function: ATP-dependent chromatin remodeler activity; DNA binding; histone binding. The coding region runs from base 1 to 5034 and encodes 1677 amino acids. Gene Ontology annotation, cellular component: chromatin; nucleus. NCBI's taxonomy places the organism in Eukaryota, Fungi, Ascomycota, Sordariomycetes, Diaporthales, Diaporthaceae.
AUGUCUGCCUCACCAGAAUCUAGUCCGGCCAAUGGACAUGUGUCGCCCGUCGCAAACUCCGUUGCUGUUCAACUACUCGACCCAGAGCCCAGCGACAGCGAUCUGUCCGACGUCCAGGCCCCCGACGUCGCUUCUCCCUCCUCCGAUUCUGCGAACAACUUCGACUCGACGGCUCUCGAUGGGCCGGCCGAUGAUUUUGAUGGAGCAUCAAGCCCUAGUAACAAUGGAGCCUCUGAUGAUGCCGACUUCGAUGAAGUGGUCGACAGUCCAGCUUCCCCUCGCAGCAAUGGCCCGGAUGCGGGUGCCGCGUCUGCUUCUGACGACUCCCGGACAGCUUCCAAGCGCAAGGCCGGCGCCAGCCUCGAGGAAGACUACAUGAGGGAGAAUCCGGAACUCUAUGGCCUGAGACGAAGUUCCCGUCCGCAACAGCGCAAGAUGAUUGUCGGCGCAGAUGAGGAAAGUUCAGAAUCCGACUCCGUUAUCGUUCAUCGGAGAGUUGCUAAGAAGCGACGGACGGAAAGAUCGUUGCCUUCCUCGAAACGAGACACCCCUCUGCGGCAUACAUCGGUUGAUGAUUCCGACUCUGACACGUACGGCGGCGCUCGAGCCCGCGCGAUGCAAAAGAAAGCUCGUCGACAAGCUGUUGCGCAACCUGCAUUGGCGCUCGUCGAGAAGAGGUGGAACAGCCGGAGAGCUGCUCAGGUCACGGCUGGCGCCUAUCAAGAGAGCGAAGCUGAGCUAGAUGAUGACUCGGACACCCCAGCCCACUGGGCAGGGGCUGAGCUAGAGGAUAACUCGCCCUACAUCGAAAAGAUCAUUCGGCACGAAUUGAAAGAAGGCGCCGAGUGGAGUCCAGAUCUGACCCGACAUGAUUUCAAGUAUUACAUCAAAUGGCAAGGCAUGUCCCAUUUGCAUGACACAUGGGAAACCACCGAGAGUGUCGCAGGCUUUCGAGGCUUUCGCCGGCUGGAGAACUACUACAGGAAGUUCGUCGAAUUCGAACUGAGCAUGCGAUAUGAAGAAGACGAUAUCAGCCCCGAGCAAAGGGAGCAGUACAUCCUCGACCGUGAGCGCGAGAACGAGGCCCUCGAGGAUUACACCAAUGUCGAGCGCGUUGUCGCCGUGCGUGAUGGUGAGGAGGACACCGAGUAUCUGAUCAAAUGGAAAGGCCUGCAGUAUGACGAGUGCACCUGGGAGACAGCUGCCGAUGUUAGCGAGCGGGCCCAAGACAAGAUUGACCAGUUCAUCGAUCGGUCACAACGGAGCUGGCAAUCAGAUCGAAAGGAGUCGAACCCCGACACGAGAGGCCGUAUGACCAAGCUUGAGCAUCAGCCGUCUUACAUUACGAAUGGGGAACUGCGAGAGUUCCAGAUGAAGGGCUUGAACUUCCUUGCACUCAACUGGACCCGGAGCAACAAUGUCAUCCUCGCCGACGAAAUGGGCCUGGGAAAGACUGUCCAGAGUGUAUCCUUUCUCAGCUGGCUGCGCAAUGACCGUGACCAAGAAGGUCCAUUCCUAGUUGUCGCCCCACUCAGUGUUAUUCCGGCCUGGUGUGAUACCUUCAAUCAUUGGGCCCCCGACUUGAACUAUGUCGUCUAUCUGGGCCCCGAAGCCGCGCGCUCAACCAUUCGCGAACAUGAGCUUAUGGUCAACAACAAUCCGAAGAAGACAAAAUUCAACGUUCUUGUCACCUCUUAUGAUUACAUUCUUCUUGACUCGGAUUUCUUGAAGACCAUCAAGUGGCAAGUGCUUGCUGUCGACGAAGCUCAUCGGUUGAAGAACCGGGAGUCGCAGCUUUACGCUAAGCUCGUGAGCUUCAACGUUCCUUGCAAGGUCUUAAUCACUGGCACACCUAUCCAGAACAAUCUGGCCGAGCUGUCCGCCCUGCUGGACUUUUUGAACCCGGGCAAGGUUCUCAUCGACGAGGAACUAGAGCUUCUCGGACAGUCAGAGAAACAGGAAGUCAUUGACGAGGAGAAGGAUGAGGAGCAGCGCCGGCAGACCCAGGAAAAGCUUGGUCAGCUGCAUAAGGCGAUUGCUCCAUUCAUCCUCCGUCGAACCAAGGAGACAGUUGAGUCCGACCUGCCGCCAAAAACGGAAAAGAUCAUUCGGGUGGAGCUAUCUGAUGUGCAGCUGGAUUACUAUAAGAACAUUCUGACACGCAACUACGCGGCGCUCACGGAUGCUAGCGGCCAAAAGCAGUCUCUGCUGAACAUCAUGAUGGAGCUGAAGAAGAUCAGCAAUCAUCCAUACAUGUUUCAAGGAGCUGAGGAACGGGUGCUGAAUGGCAGUACGCGCCGAGAGGAUCACAUCAAGGGUCUGAUCACAAGCAGUGGCAAAAUGAUGCUGCUUGACCAGCUUUUGACCAAGCUCAAAAAAGAUAACCACCGAGUACUGAUUUUCAGCCAAAUGGUCAAGAUGCUGGACAUACUUGGGGAUUACCUGCGUAUACGUGGGUACCCGUUCCAGAGACUCGAUGGUACCAUUCCUGCUGGGCCUCGGCGCUUGGCCAUCAACCAUUUCAACGCCGAAGGCAGCGAUGACUUCUGCUUCCUUCUCUCGACGCGGGCUGGCGGUCUCGGAAUCAACCUUAUGACAGCAGACACUGUAAUCAUCUAUGACUCAGAUUGGAACCCUCAGGCCGACCUUCAAGCCAUGGCUCGAGCACACCGUAUCGGCCAGAAGAGGCCUGUCAGUGUGUACCGUCUUGUCGCAAAACAGACUAUUGAAGAAGAGGUCGUCAAGAGGGCUCGUAACAAGCUUUUCUUGGAGUAUCUCACGAUACAGGCUGGCGUGACUGACGAGGGCAAGGCUCUGCGCGAGAAGUUCCAGGAACGAGGCGUGAAGGUAGAUGAGGCCAAGACGUCCGAAGACAUCCAGAUGAUUUUGAAGAUGCGUUCUCAGAACCUGUUUGAGCAGUCUGGUAAUCAAGAGAAGCUGGAAAAGCUCGACAUCGACGCCAUUCUGGAGCAGGCGGAAGAGACUAAGACUGCCGUCGAUGAUAAGCUCAACCUCAGCUCAGGAGGAAUCGACUGGGACAACUGGAUGCAAGUCACCGACGUCAAAGUCGACGAGAUGGCCCUCGAUUGGGAUCAGAUCAUUCCUGCCGACCAGCUCGCUGUCAUCAAGGCCGAUGAGGAGAAGAAACAGAACGAUGCCUAUCUCGCCAAGGCGAUGGAAGAGAACGCACCUCGAAAGGCUGCAUUAAAGGGCGCUAAGAAGGGGUCAGACGCUGACAGGGCCGACCGACUGGCGAAGAAACGAGAGCGUGAGAGGCAAGAGCUUGAAGAACUCGAGGAGCAGCGUGCUCUCCUUUCCGACCCAAGGCGGCCAUUAAACGAGAAGGAGACUCGCAAUCUGAUUCGUGCCUUCUUUCGCUAUGGCUCAAUGGACGAUCGCGGUGACGAAGUAGUCCACGAGGCUCGCUUAUCUGACCGUGACCGUGACUUUCUUCAUGAGAUCAUCGACGAUCUCAUUGGUCACAGUCAAACCGCUGUUGACCUCAGUAACGAGAAAGUUCGCGAGGAAGAAGAACGGACAGGCAAGUCACUGGCCAAGAAGGACAAGAAGGCCGUGCUUGUUGAUUUCGGGGAAGUCAGGAAGGUCAACGCUGAAACUGUUGUUGAGAGGCCUCCUCAGCUGAAACUUCUUCGCAACGUACUGGGCGAGCAUGCCAAUCCCCUCACUUUCCGCUUGCCCGAGGCUGCGAAGGCCGCACACUACACCUGCGAAUGGGGAGCUCGGGAGGAUGGCAUGCUGUUGAUCGGCAUUGACAGAUACGGCUUCGGAGCAUGGACUCAAAUCAGGGAUGACUCGGACCUGCAGAUGCACGACAAAUUCUUCUUAGAGGAGCAUCGUGUGGACAAGAAAGAGGAGCGCAAGAAGGGUGACGACAAGAGCAUCCAGUCCCCGGGUGCGGUCCACCUAGUCCGCCGAUCCGAAUACCUGCUCUCCGUCUUGAUGGCGAAGUACUCUGACGAUGCCGCCGCCAAGAAAGCGGUCGAAAAUCACCAUCGCAGUAAGAAGAACCUCGUCUUGAAUGGGCAUCGCCGCAGCGACGUUCACUCUGCUUCAGGGUCUCCAGCCCCUCAACUCAUCAAGAAAUCUGGACACAAUAGAGACCGCAAUAGAGAGCGUCUGCAUAGCGAUCAUCAUAGAUCUCGGAGCAUCGCGGACGAACGUGGCACUCCUCGGCCCGAGCACAAGAGGAAGCAUACAGACGACUACGAGGACCGCCACAGCAAGCAUCGGCGAAUGGACCAUGCACAUGGCGACAGCAGACAUGGGUCGGAUAAGCAUGCCAAGGACGACAAGGCUCGCACGAAGCUUGAUUCCGAGGCUCUUGAUCGUCUCAAUAGAAGACGUGAGGAAGCUGUUCAGCGAUUCAACCGCUUAAUGGAGCUCGACGACAACAAACUUGAUGUACAGGACAACGAACAGCUGAUCUGGUCUUUGUUGAAGCCAGUUCGGGGGAACUUCAAGCGUAUUAUGUAUACGACACAGGAUCACAUCGCAUCGGCGAAGGAGCGUGCCAAAAUAAUGGGUACUGAGCUCCGACACAUUGGUAAUCAUCUUACUGGUCUGAAGGAUGCCGGACUCCCUGCUGAGCAGCUCGACGGAUUGAUGCCCCAGUUCUGGGAUUUCCUCUCUACUGUCUGGCCCAUCGGCGAAAUUGAGGUGACAGGUGACAAGCUCGCCAAAAUGUACCGAACACUCACAGACAAGGACAAAGGAAAGGACAAGAGAGAAGGCGGAGACAAAAAAUCAGCCAAGAAGCGAGACGAUCUCGAAGACGGUGAGAUCGACGAUGAGGAUGAAGCACAUCGUCAAGCGCGUAAGGAGGCGCGUCGCGACCCAAGUGAAGACACCCGGCGUGAAUACCGACAAAGCGACUACAGACACCGUGCUUAUGAGAACGGAGACCGCCUGAGCUUUAGGAAAGACCGGGAUCGUUCUCUGACCGACCGAGGUCUCGCCGACCGCGGCAGGCCAUCGUGGUCACCAAGUAAUCAACACCGGCCCAGCCCGUACUAG